UUGCGACGUGCACAUCAGCAGCAGCAGCACAGCGCGCAUUAGUUGGACACAGACGGAGCGAUAGAGAAGCUGCUGCUCUGUUCAGAAAAUGGCCGACAGAUUUUCUAGGUUCAACGAAGAACGUGAUUUCAAGGGUGGGAAUCACUUUGACCAGUAUGAAGAGGGCCAGUUGGAGCUGGAACAGGCAUCCCUGGAUAAGCCCAUUGAAUCGCGAAUUGGCCCCUAUUAGCUAAGCAGCAAUGACCCGCCCAGUAUUUUAAAGCCAGGAUAACAUCGGGCACCGGCUGCUUCAGAAACAUGGCUGGAAGUUGGGACAAGGUCUUGGCAAAACCAUGCAGGCGAUUUGAUCCUGCCCAUGUUGUGCUGAUGGUAAACUUAGUGGACGCACCGACCCUGUGCCCAUCACCCUCAAAUAUGAUGUCAUGGGGAUGGGACGGAUGGAGAUGGAGUUGGACUAUGCAGAGGACGCCACAGAGAAGAGAAGAGUGCUUGAAGUGGAAAAGGAGGACACAGAAGAACUGCGGCAAAAAUACAAGGACCAGAUGGAAAAGGAGAAAGCCAUUGCAAAGGCUCUGGAAGACCUGAGAGCCAAUUUCUAUUGUGAGCUAUGUGACAAACAGUACACCAAACACCAGGAGUUUGACAACCACAUUAACUCUUAUGACCACGCUCACAAGCAGAGGCUUAAGGAGCUGAAACAGAGAGAGUUUGCUCGUAACGUGUCAUCCCGUUCCCGGAAAGGUGGAAAAAAGCAAGAAAAGAUGCUGCGUCGAUUGCACGAGCUGGCUGAGCAGAGAAAACAACAGGACCGUACUCCAGGAAGUGGGCCCAUGUUCAAAACUACCACAGUGGCUGUGGAUGGAGAGAAGUCAGAUGAUGGCGACAUGACACCUGAAAACACUGCCUUGACAGACUGUGUCAUGGAAGGAUCUCCGGCAGAUAAAACUGGGGAAGCCUCCCCAAAGCCAAGUCCAACAGUCAGCUUCUCUCUGGGGAAGAACAGCUCCUCAUCCCCAACCCGUUGCGCAUCCAAAGUUAGUGUGUCCUUCUCUUUUGCCAAGAAAGCCCCAGUAAAGCUGGAGACAGCAGCGGCAGUGUUUGCUGAUCAUGGAGAGGAAGCUAUGGAGGAAGAAGAGACCCAGGAGGGAGAGAAGACCGGAGGGCAAGAGGAGACAUCUGGCAGCAGCACAGACAGCUCUAAGGGAGGUGAAGGAGGAGGGGAAGGAGGAGAAAACGCUAGUGUGUCAACAACCGAAGAGGUGCAGCAGCCUGACGAUGGAGCCUCUCUAGCCUCCACUCUCAACAAACUGAAGAUGAUGAUGAAAAAAGAGGAAGGAUAUGCUGGACAGGAGCCUCAGUACUACCACUAUAUACCUCCAGCUCACUGCAGGGUAAAGCCUCACUUCCAGUUUUUGCUGUUUAUGAAGGCCACUGAUCAGUGUCUUGGAAAAGAAGAAGAUGAGGAAGAGGAGCAGGAGGAGAAGGUUGAAGAUAGUUCUGAACAGACAGAGCCCGACUUUACAGAGUGCAAGACCGAAAAGGGACAAGAUAAUGUCACUUUAUCCCCUGACCCAGAGCCAACUCCUCCAUCACCUAAAAUGAAGACGGAGGAUGUGUCUUCAUUCGCGGCAGAUACAGCUACCAUGGUUCCCACUUCCCCUACACAAAAAGCCGAAGACACAACAACACAGGACACAAUGGAUUCCAACUUGGGUCCUAAAAUCCCCACCGGUCCCUUCUUUCCAGUUCUGAGCAAAGAUGAGAGCACUACCCUGCAGUGGCCCUCUGAGCUCCUCGAAUUUACAAAAGCUCAGCCUUCCUUGUCUUACAGCUGUAAUCCCCUCUACUUUGACUUCAAGCUGUCUCGCAACAAAGGUGUGCGUGGCGGGAAAGCAGCAAAGUCCCCUAAGCCUUGUCAAGAAUCUGAUGGCAAGGGGCCAGAGAUGGCUGCAUCAACAGCUGAAGUAGAUAUAACUGCUAAACCCGGGACCAGCACUGACAAAGACAAGCCAAGUAUAGGUGAGGAAGACCUUGGCCAACCAGAAGGUGAUGAGCAAAAGCUUGCAACUGGCAGUGCCAAGAAAAAAAAGAAAAAGAAGAAACAUAAGAAGUCUGGAAAGCACUCAAAACGUAAAGGAAAAGACAAGGGAGCAGAAGAAGAUGCAGAGGGCGAGACUGAGCUAAUGCAAGAGAAACCCAAAAAGAAGAAAAAACACAAAAGGAAGAAAACCAAAAACAAGGGUCCCAAUCAAGAUGAGGCAGCAGGUGAUGAAAAGGAAAAAGCAAAACCAAAAUCAGAAGAUAAAGCUGUUGCCUCCUCUGUUCAGCUGACAACUGGAGCGGUGGGAGCUACGGGAAAUGCAGGCGUUGAACCGGGAAAGAGGAAACGUGCUACUAAGGAAGUGCCUUGCAAGUCUGGAGCAGAGGAAGGAGGAGCCGGAAAAGGUACCGACAAGGUCAACUCCACAGAGGAUCACAGUGGCACCAAGCGACAAAAGACUGACUCCAGUGCACCUCAAAGUGCCUCCUGCUCCACCUCAGCUCAAAAGAGUCCUGGUCCUGGUAGACCGCCCAGCAGUGAGAGUGAAGAAGAAGGGGGCUCUAAUACUCAGCGCUCACGUCAUCACAGGUCAAGUCCUCGGGAACAACGCCGCCACCAUAGUGCAGAAUCAAGGCGGUCCUGCAGCCGUUCUUCAAAACGGGGGGAAAGACGGGGCAGCAGUCGUCGGCGCCAUCGUGGCCAAACCUCUCGUAGUCACUCAUACUCCAGCAGUUCUGAGCGCUCCUCAGCCGGCAGCAGCGCCUACAGUCACCGAAGCCGCAGCUACUCAGACAGUUACAGCGACUACAGCAAAGAGGGUCACAGACGGAGGCACUCCAAACGUUCAUCAGACUCGGAGUAUGAGCGUAGGGGAAGCCGAGGACGAAGACAAUCCAGGAGACAUCAGUACACCUCUUCCUCCUCAGAAGACUCACGCUCACGUUCACGCAGCUACAGCCGCAGGAAGAGGCACCGGCGGCACCAUCGGAGCAGCUCAAGAAGCUCUAGUAGCUGGAGCCGCAGCACUAGUGCAAGAUCGUGGAGACGCAGCUACAGCCGGAGCCACAGCUCUGCCAGCCGCUCCUCCAGUUCCACUAAAGUCUCUCCUCGGCGACGAGGCCCCAGGGCUCGAGCUGACAGUGACGCACAGCGUAGAGACUUCAACCGCUCUUGUAUCUACCGUUCCCAGUCUCCGCGUUCAUCUUCAUCACGAGGCCUUAACCGCAACACCCAUUCAUCCAGCUCCCAGUCUCUGAGGCCAGGGGUGUCCCGAGAUGCAGGGGAACAGAAAAAUACCCUUACUGCUCGCCAGCUGCUGGAGAAGGUUCAGUCUAAAAAAAGCUCUGAUGAUUCUGCCACAGGAACAAAAUCUGGGAAUAAGAUUAAGGACCCACCACAGGGAUACUUUGGUCCCAAACUACCCCCGACCCUUGGAAGCAAAACAAUGCUGCCGCUUUUUGGUAAGCUGCAAGCAGGGAAGAAACCGAUGAUUCCCCUAACCAGACCCAAUGAGGGGGAGAAAUCAGGUGCAGGGAAGUGCUCUGAGGCAGAGGUUAUCUUGGUAGAGCCUAUAAGGGAGUUCCCUCCUCCUCCACCACCUCCAGCGCCACCUGUCCAGAAGGUUGAGGAGGCCCCACAGGUCAUGGUGGUGCAAGAGGAGACGCAGCAUCCCACUACAGAAUCCCAGGUGCACCAAGAACCCCGGCCAUUGUUUGAACACGAGCCUUCCAUGAUGAUGCCCCCGUACCAAGGAGAAUCGGGACAGGACCCUUCUUACAAUCCCAUGAUGGAGUCCCUCGUGCCAGAAAUGCAGCAGCCUCCAAUGCAUGCCUACCCUGCUUACCCACCACCCAACCUGGAGGAAGAUGGCAUGGAGGCAGAGGAGGAUGGACUGGCUCCUUUGGAGAGUCAGCCCAUUACAUUCACACCAGAGGAGAUGGAGAAGUACAGCAAGCUGCAACAGGCUGCACAGCAGCACAUCCAGCAGCAGCUUUUGGCCAAGCAGGUCAAGACAUUUCCGUCUGCAGCAGCAGCUGCAGCCGCUGCUGCGGCGGCUGCCAACUUGGCCCCAGCUCCUCCUCCCCCAACCCUCCAACAGAUCCACAUCCAGCAGCCCACUGUGUCUAUGGCUUCCAUGGCCUCUGGCACAUCAAUCACCACAGUGCAACAUGCCAUCCUGCAGCACCAUGCUGCCACUGCUGCAGCCAUGGGCAUUCACCCAGCACAUGCCCACCACCCACACCAUGCACAUGCCCAGUUGGCCCAGGUACACCACAUUCCCCAGCACCACUUUACCCCCAUCUCUCUGUCUCAUUUAGGUCACUCCCUUGGCCAUUCUCUGGGACACUCACUAGGACAUGCUGGGCUGAUUCCUGCCCACCAUGCAGCCUUCCUCUCUGGUCAGCCUAUACAUAUUAUCCCAGCGUCUGCACUUCACCACACCCCCUUAGCUCUCCACCAUGUACCACACGCCCUCUACCCCACACUUUUCACACCCCGGCCCUCACAGGCUGCUGCAGCGGCAGCUCUCCAACUCCACCCACUGCUACACCCAAUCUUCUCAGGGCAGGACCUCCAGCACCCACCUAACCAUGGCUCUUGAAGGAGUAUAGUAACAGCACCCAACCUUUGAAAUAAGACUUAACUGGCUUGGUUCAGGGUUUUAAGAUGAAGUCUUUGCAGCAACAUGCAGGCAGUGAGACAGGAAGCUGUCAAUAAAAUACUACUUCCUUUUACUGGCCAACACAGUACAGAAGUUGUAGCCACAAAGUGGUGUUGCCUGUGUUGGAUAUAAGUUCAUAUUUUCUUCUGGCUCAUGCAAGUUAUUUUUUCACAUUUUGCCCUGAAUUUUAUAAAACAGGGUGUAGAUUUAAACAGACUUUCUCAAGACAUUGGUUUAUAUUCCAGUUUGAGGUAUAUUAACACCAUCCAUUUGUUUGUUUUAAUCAUAAGUCAGAGCAACUACUGGAGCUUUUUCCCCCCAAAUAAAAAUAUUCUCUGUUUUUGCUCAUGUUGGCAGCCAAAGAGAGAUGUUAUUAACGAAGCUAUAAGCUGGAUCAUGUUAGGAGUACGUGGUAGGCAAACGGCUUCAACUCUGUAAUGUAACCUUCAGAGACAGACUACUUCAUAUUUACUGAUAUUGUUUAUGUUCUUAUGACUACUUGCUCUCUACUGGAUCAAUGCUCUCAAAUAAUUUGUAAUGCAGUAACUUGUACAUAUAUCAGUGUGUAAUGUGAAGAAUCUCCUCAAUGAUGACCAUUUAAAAUUACAGCUAUGGUGUCCGAAUCGUUUUGACAUUGUCACAUAAGCGAGGGGAAAUGUGAUGCAAGGGUUUUAACAUCCCUGAUGCUCUGAGGCAAAGCUCAUGGUCCCUUUGGCAAGGGUGCACCUGAAUAAAUUGCACUGAAAAUCUGUACAUCAAGAUGGUGCAUUUGCAUCAUGUAACAAUAAGAUUGUAGUAUACUGCAAUAAAUGUAUUUUUCUGUUUUUAAGUUAUUUUCCAAAAAUGCUCUUCAAAAGAAGGGCUGUGUUUUGCUUUUGUGUAAUUUUGUAAAUAAAACUGCUGUAGAUUAACCUAUUAA
Etheostoma cragini (Arkansas darter) is the source of this 5622-nucleotide messenger RNA. RefSeq names its product G patch domain containing 8 (gene gpatch8). NCBI's taxonomy places the organism in Eukaryota, Metazoa, Chordata, Actinopteri, Perciformes, Percidae. The transcript is spliced from 11 exons. Gene Ontology annotation, molecular function: nucleic acid binding. The coding region runs from base 423 to 4643 and encodes 1406 amino acids. The record is from RefSeq and is a predicted model, not a curated record. Gene Ontology annotation, cellular component: nucleus.